CCGUUAGGCUAAAGCGAGCGCGCUUCUCAACCUCGCCCAUUCUUUUUCGGUUCUCGCUCUUUCGGCCCUACCCUGCGUCUGUUUUUCGUCUCUGGUCUCUCUCGACCUCUCCAGUGUAUGGACCCUGGUAGUUCUGGUGGUCGAUCGAAGUAGAAGAUCAGCCUCAAAUCGCAGGCCAGAGGUCGGAUUACUUCUGCUUUUCUUGGUCAAAUAAUUACAGCUUUAGAUCGAGAUUUCUCUUCUUUGCCCUAGAAUUUGAUCGGCUUUGAUGAUUCUGGUUAGUAGUUCUGGUAUAAUUUACUCAAGUUGAAUUUAUCAUCUGUGUGGACGAGGACGUUGUUGUCUGAAUCAGAGGUUCAUUAUCGUCUGUUUUCUCGUCUGUAUAGGGUUUUGGAGGAAGCUGCCGUUGCUUCGCUCUUCUAAAUAGAAAUCAGUGGGCGAAGGUCAUCUUUUGGAUGUUUUGUUGCCCUCUUUUGUAAAGCAGUUGUAAUCGGGCUUCUCCUCUUUCGUGGAGUAGUCGGCGUUUGUCUGUAUCAGUGGAAACUCAGUGCGGUUCACUGAAGUCGUGACUCAUUUUCUUUAUUAGUAUUUGGAAUUCUGAGAAUCGAUUCGAUUGAGGAAUUGAGCAUUGAAGGAGUUUGAUUGUUUGCUUUUUAUGUGACCAACUCCAUGGGCGUUAUCGGGCUAUGACAUUUGAAGUUUGCUGAAGCAAUGAAUGCGAGCCAUCCUUCGGUGCAUCCCAUAGAAGCUCCCCCUCUCACUGACGCUGCAAAUAAUGCACCGAGGUUGAGGAUGAAGGAUGUCCAAGGCAUGCCUGGCACUGCCGGGGGUCUGGCCUUACGGUUGUGCCAGUUUCUGUUUGCUGUUGCAGCAAUUUGUGUCAUGACUUCCACCAAUGAUUUCAUCACUGUCACAGCUUUCUGUUACCUUGUCGCUGCAGCUAGCUUGCAAAGUCUGUGGAGCCUAUCACUCGCCAUUAUUGAUAUGUAUGCCCUUCUAGUAAAGAGAUGCUUGAGGAAUUCUCGAAUUGUCAGUUUGUUCACCAUUGGAGAUGGGAUCACGUCUACACUUAUAUUUGCUGCUGCCUGUGCAUCUUCUGGAAUCACAGUGCUUAUUGGAAAUGAUUUGAAUGAUUGUGCGGAUAACCAUUGUGCAAGGUUUGAGACUGCAACAGCAAUGGCCUUCCUCAGCUGGUUCACUGUCUCACCAUCUUUUCUCUUGAACUUCUGGUCACUGGCAUCCCGGUGAAAAUUAGGGAGAACACAAUAUUUUCAUGAGCAUUUGUGUUUUUGUGUGAUCUCAGGAAAGUUUUGCUUUGUCUCAUCACAACAACUGAGAUUUUGAUCAUUCUACUUGUGUAUAUUUUGUGAAUUGGGUCAGAUUUUCAUACAAUAGAAAGUACUUGAAAUAUAUCUUGCAUUUUGGCAAGAGAUCUCACGACAAACCAUUUGAGGUUGUUCUCUGGAAUAAGAAAAUUGGUUCAUUUAUAAA
Molecule: messenger RNA, 1491 nt
Organism: Macadamia integrifolia
Lineage: Eukaryota; Viridiplantae; Streptophyta; Magnoliopsida; Proteales; Proteaceae
Product: CASP-like protein 5A1
Exons: 3
Coding region: 712-1248 (178 amino acids)
Cellular component (GO): membrane
Source: RefSeq, a predicted model, not a curated record